CCAUGUCCAAGCAGGCUGCACUUGUUCGUGUUCUGGCCAAAUUGACCCUGGCCUGCUUGGUUUCUCUGGUAUCCAGCGAGCUGGAAAUCGAUUUACAGCGGAUCGAACAAAAUUACGGCGAACAUUUGGUGGAUGCCCGGGAGUUGCGUGUCCGGAAGAUCAAUCGAACAAGCCACGCGUUGAAUGGGACUGUGCGAGUUGCUGUUGAUUUGGAUAAUGAAUUUAGGGUUUCGCUCAGUUUGGCCCACAGCCGACUCGGAAACAACCAGUUCAAUAUCUACCCAAUGAAGAUUCCGGAGCAGGCAAGUUGUGUUCUUAUGAACGGUUCCUACCGCGAGUACCAGUCGCUGCUGCUGGACCACUCCAAUAUGCCACAGGUUCCGCCGGAGGGCAUGUGUCCGUUCCGCAAGGGAACCUACUGGUUCAAGGAUGCCAUCUUUUCGUCGACCUACUUUCCACCGUACGUUCCGGAGGGUUACUGGCGGUUCACGUUUGAAUAUCUUGGUCCCAUCGUGAACAACGCGAGUUUCAGCUUGUACGCCCAGAUGAAGAACACAAAUAUCUGGUCUUAA
Messenger RNA from Culex quinquefasciatus (southern house mosquito), 572 nucleotides. RefSeq lists its product as uncharacterized. NCBI's taxonomy places the organism in Eukaryota, Metazoa, Arthropoda, Insecta, Diptera, Culicidae. The transcript is spliced from 2 exons. The coding region runs from base 3 to 572 and encodes 189 amino acids. The record is from RefSeq and is a predicted model, not a curated record.